This is a messenger RNA of Sorex fumeus (smoky shrew), 2479 nucleotides long. It is a transcript of the gene PUS7L, whose product is annotated as pseudouridine synthase 7 like. Gene Ontology annotation, cellular component: nucleus. Gene Ontology annotation, molecular function: RNA binding; pseudouridine synthase activity. Lineage: Eukaryota; Metazoa; Chordata; Mammalia; Eulipotyphla; Soricidae. Bases 143 to 2242 code for a protein of 699 amino acids. The transcript has 10 exons. Gene Ontology annotation, biological process: pseudouridine synthesis. The record is from RefSeq and is a predicted model, not a curated record.
CUUCCGGGCAUGCGCUCGACGAAGCGCUGAGAACUACCUGCUUCUGCAUUGGAGAUGUCUGUAUCUGGCGUUUCAAGAAGGCUUAAGAUGUGGGAUUGAUUGAAGCAUACCUUGAAACAGUCAAAUUGCAUUGGUGUUUAAAAUGGAAGAGGAUGCAGAUUUUAAAAUUAGGUUUGGUUCUUUGUGUUUCAUCACCGAUCAUGUUGGAUUUCAUGGCACUGUAAAAAGCUCACCAAGUGACUUUGUUGUUACUGAGAUUGAUGAUCACGGACAAUUAGUAUAUAAGGAAACUGAUAAACCUGGUUAUGAGAUUAAUAAAGUAUUAAUUGAGCCAAAUGUUUUAGCCAAAAAAAGAAAACAAGAUCUUCAAAAUUUAUGCUUUGAAAAGAGAAACAACCAAAAAGUUAGUCCUUUGACUAAGUGCUCUGAUGGUAACCAAAAUCAUCAUUCUGGGUCCGAAAAAGAAGAUGCUCUCAAUGACAGAGCUCCCAAAGAUGAAGAAAAGGUUGAUGUACUAAGCUCCUUGUUAAAUGAAAAAACUAAUGAGUUACUGAAUCAGUUUGCGUGUGAAAUAAAAGAGAACUGGAAUUCUAAAACUGAGCUAAUUGAACAACCUCCUGAAUUCUCACUAGGCAGAAUUCUUGACAAAAAUCAGAGGGCUAGUUUGCAUAGUGCUGUUAGGCAGAGAUUUCCUUUUUUAAUUACUGUAGGAAGAAAUAGUGAAAUUUUUGUAAAACCAAAUCUUGAUUGUAAAGAAUUUUGUCAUUUGGUAUCUGAAGAAGAAGCAUUUGACUUUUUUAAAUAUUUGGAUGCAAAGAAAGAAAAUUCUAAAUUUACCUUUAAACCUGAUGCAAACAAAGACCAUAGAAAAGCCAUCCACCAUUUUGUCAACAAAAAGUUUGGGAAUCUUGUGGAAACCAAAUCUUUUCCUGAACUGAAUUCUAAUGCCAGUAAUCCAAAUGCAGUGAUAACAGUAAGGUUUCGUGAAAAAGCACACAAGUACAGAAAAAGGUCUCUUCUUCAGUCUCAAGAAAGAAAAGUUGAAUACACAGCAUUUACCCUACGAAAGGAAAAUCUGGAAAUGUUUGAAGCAGUUGGUAUUUUAGCUGUCAAACUUGGUGUGAUUCCUUCAGAUUUUAGUUAUGCGGGCCUUAAAGACAAGAAAGCCAUCACCUAUCAAGCAAUGGUUGUUAGAAAAGUAACUCCAGAGAGGUUUAAGAAUAUAGAAAAAGAAAUUGAGAAGAAGAGAAUGAAUGUGUUUAACAUUCGGUCUGUGGAUGGUGCCCUUAGACUUGGUCAGCUCAAAGGAAAUCACUUUGAUAUUGUCAUCAGAAAUUUAAGAAGCCAAAUAAACGAUUCUGUAGACUUGAGAGAAAGAAUUUUGGAGGGCAUAGAAAAUGUUAAGGCUAAAGGGUUUGUGAAUUACUACGGACCUCAGAGAUUCGGGAUGGGAAGGAAAGUUCAUACCGACCAAAUUGGAUUGGCUUUGCUGAAGAGUGAAAUGGUGAAGGCAGUAAAAUUAUUUCUUACGCCAGAAGAUUUGGAUGAUCCUGUGAAUAGAGCAAAGAAAUAUUUUCUUCAAACUGAGGAUGCUAAAGGCACACUUUCACUGAUGCCUGAAUCCAGAGGCCGGGAGAGAGCCUUGCUGGAGUCACUGCAUCGCUUUGGCCUGACCGAGGAAGGCUGUGUCCAGGCAUGGUUCUCUCUUCCUCAUGGUAUGCGCAUAUUCUACAUCCAUGCUUAUAGCAGCAAAAUUUGGAAUGAGGCAGUAUCUUAUAGACUUGCCACGUAUGGAUCAAGAGUAGUGGAGGGUGAUUUGGUCUGUUUGGAUGAAGAUACUGAUGAUGAGAAUUUCACAAAAGUUCAUCUGGUAACAGAAGAAGAGGAGUCAGCUAAUACAUAUGGAAUACAUCAGGUGGUUCUUCCAGUGCUUGGAUACAAUAAUCAAUUCCCAAAGAACAAAGUUGGGCAGUGGUACCAGGAGGCACUCAUUAGAGAUGGACUGCAGACGUGUAGGUUUAAAGUACCUGCUCUGAAACUUAAUGUUCCAGGAUGCUAUAGGCAGAUUUUGAAACGACCUCAUAACCUCUCAUACCAGCUGAUGGAAGAACAAGAUAUUGAUGUCAGAAAAGGUGAUUCCCACAGCAGUGAAGCACCUUUAUCUCUUUCAGUCUCCUUUGAUCUUGAUGCCUCAUGCUAUGCUACAGUUUGUCUGAGGGAAAUAAUGAAGGAUGACUUUUGAAACUGAUACUCUUGAUAUAAUUGUGUGUGUGUGGCAUCCUUUAAAAGAAAGGAGCUAGAAGUUCUUGAGCAUCUAUCAUGCUGAGAGCUUUAUAAUUGUCACCUCCUUUAAUUAUACAGCAUCCUGGUGAAAUAGAUAUUUGGUGCUAAUGCUCCAGAGGACGUAGAGCAGUGGCAAGUUCUGAACCUAUGACAGACUCCAAAACCUAUGGUCUUUGUAUUCUGUACUAUUUCAGUG